This is a messenger RNA of Jaminaea rosea, 1331 nucleotides long. RefSeq lists its product as hypothetical. The transcript is spliced from 4 exons. Bases 146 to 1162 code for a protein of 338 amino acids. The record is from RefSeq and is a predicted model, not a curated record. NCBI's taxonomy places the organism in Eukaryota, Fungi, Basidiomycota, Exobasidiomycetes, Microstromatales.
ACGAAGGCCGCGUCCUCCUGGGCCGAAAUGCUCGGCUGUACGACCCUCAGCUGGCAGUCUGUGGGCCACGAGCGACAGGCGCAAGAAAUUGUGCAGGCCGCCAAGUCUCUUGACCUCGACAUCGCGAUCCGCGAGUACCUCGCAGAUGAGGCUGUGCCCCCUGCACGAUACCGUCGAGCGAGUGCUUGAGCAGGUCGAGCUCCGUCAGUUCGAGCUGUCCGCGGGCGCCGUGUUCCCCGACUUCCUAUUCCCCGUGGGCAGCCCGUACGUGCCUCGUGGAUACCAGCAUAGUCACGACCAGUGCGUGCGAGACGCCCUGCCAAAGCUGGAAACACUGCGCAAGACUAUUUUGGAGCACGUCGAUCGGAUCGGGACCAUCAAGGCGGUCUACGGAAUCUGGAUUCUCCGCCACAUCAGCACGGCAAUUUUUACUUACUCAUUCAAGCAGGUGAAGAUGUGGUGGCUUCUGGCUUUCGACAAGCAGGAGUUGGCGCAGCUGAUCGUGCGGUGGGCGGAGGGCAAGCGCAGCGUCCGCAAGACGCGCAUUCGCGACGUCUUUACCAGAAAGGACUUCAGACGGAUGCGCAAAGAGUCCGCUGCGGCCGGUGAGAUCUUUCUGCGUUGGAAGAGGGACAAUCCGGAGAAGGCCGGCGAGAAGAGUGUCCGUUGGCAGGGAAAGCGCAAGUUCCUCAAAGAGUGGGCGAGGCAAGCCGUGAACCGGACCUCCAAGAAGCGGAACGAGGACCCUGGCAGGCAUGAGAAGGAGGUCCAGAGGCUGUUCGAGAUGACGCUGCUCUUCGCCGUCGAGAACGACGCCUUUUGUUAUCUGUGCGGGGUGGAAUUGACCUUCGAGCGACGAGCGAGGAAAGACACCAAGGGCAAGAAGCAUCCAAAGGGCGUCGGGGUCACCUCGACAAACUUCUCGCCGGACCGCAUCGUUCCGGGUACAAUAUACGACCCCGUCACAAACAGACCAUGCUGCCUGGGCUGCAAUUUCAUCAAAAGCGGCUACCCUGAGUCGACGGCGAGGCAUCUAUUCCAGGCGUUCGCCGACGCUUCGCACUUGCUGAGUUCAGGUGAUAAGAUCUGGAUCGCUGCGGGCGUGGACUCGGAGGCAGCUUCGCCCGCUUUGGGCGCUGCGGGGGACAAGAUUGAGAGCUAAGUGUAUCAAAUUCUAAGGAAAAGAAGGGAGGAGAGAGGAGAUUACAGAAGGGGCUGGGCACGGGCGGCAAUCCGCAGGGCCAAAAACAUCGGCAAGCGCGACCCAAGGAAGGAUGGCCACCUUACCUUUGGCCACGUCUUCAAGUUGGCCACAGACGCAAGCCUCGGCG